Molecule: messenger RNA, 1614 nt
Organism: Rasamsonia emersonii CBS 393.64
Lineage: Eukaryota; Fungi; Ascomycota; Eurotiomycetes; Eurotiales; Trichocomaceae
Product: MFS transporter
Exons: 7
Coding region: 1-1614 (537 amino acids)
Biological process (GO): transmembrane transport
Molecular function (GO): transmembrane transporter activity
Source: RefSeq, a predicted model, not a curated record
AUGGCGACCGAAGUGCAAAAUACGCAUCGUCUGGCUCACAGCCAUGCGCGCGAGGGCGAUAUCCCGGGUACCGUCGAUCUCAACGCUGCAGAGGGUGAUGAGACCGGAUAUGGGCAGGCCCUGUUUCCAGUGCCAGCGGAGGAUCCUAACGACCCUCUCCAGUGGCCAAACUGGAAGAAGACCGCCAUUCUCGUCAUUGUUUCUUUUUAUUCCUUCCUGGGGAAUGCCAGUCUCCUAGGCCCUUCCGUGUACAUCACGAUUUACAGCGAAGAAUUUGGCAUCUCUCCAUCCACCGCGUCUGGGCUUGUCUCCUAUCCCAAUCUCGCAUUUGGGUUUGGUAAUAACGUCAAGGAUACUAAGAAGACUAUGUUCAGGACUGACAUCGGCAGGGUCCCUCAUCCUCGUUCCGCUCUAUCUCAAGAUCGGACGUCGGCCCGUUACCUUGUUAUCAAUGGCUUUGUCGGCGGAUUGAUUGGCGCUUCCCAAGCAACGACCUAUACUGGGCUGAUGAUCGCGCGCGUCUUCCACGCAUUUGGGAGUGGUGUCUGCGAAUCUCUUCCCGUGCAGAUGGUCAACGAUAUAUUCUUCCUCCACGAGCGUGGGAAGCGGAUUGGCUACUACACAAUCUGUCUCUGCCUUGGUUCGACCGGACCGUUAUAUGCUGGUUAUAUGCUGGCCGGCGGCUACUCAUGGAGACUGUUCUUUUACGUUGUGAUCGCUUUUGCGGUAGCACUGUUUGUAGCGGCGUUUUUCCUAGUGGAGGAGACCACCUACCACCGGCCGGAACCGAAGCCCUCGCCUCCACCGACCAUCGCCGACGAAAAGGUGGAGAAAAGACAUGAAGAGACUGUCGUCGCAGCGGCGCCGCCGAAACGGAAGGGCUUUAUUUCGACGCUGAAGCCGUGGAGCGCGAUCGACCCGGACGCGGAGUUUUUCACGACGAUGAUCCGGUCGUUCACGUACUUUUGUGUACCGGCUGUGCUGUGGGUGGUGACGAGUUUCGACGAAUUCCGGGCUCAUCGCCGUGGCCACGAUUAUCGGCUAUCUGCUCGCACUGCCUUUCACGUCGAGCUCGGACCGCCUGGCGGCAUAUCUGACCAAGAAGAACAACGGCAUUCGCGAGGCGGAGAUGCGACUGGGCGUGCUGCUGCUUCCGAUGCUAAUCUCACCGGCGGGGCUGAUUCUGUACGGAAUGGCGGCGCAGAAGAACCUGCACUGGAUCGGGUACUUUGUCGGGGUGGUGAUGGACCAGUUCGGGUCGUACUUCUACUUUACGUUCACGCUGGCGUACGCGGUGGACUCGUACUACGCGAACACGUCGGAGAUGCUGAUCGCGAUGAACCUGGGCAAGCAGGCCAUCUCGUUCGGGAUGGGACUAUACCUGCUGAACUGGAUCAUGGAGCGGGGGUAUGCGGUGGUGAUCUCGGGGAUCUUCUGCGGGGUGCUGCUGGCCAACAACCUGGCGGUGAUUAUCUUUAUGAUCUGGGGGAAGAGGAUCCGGCGGUAUACGUCGCGGUCGUGGCUGGGGCGGUUGCACAGGGGGACAGCGACGGGAGGUGUUCUCUAACUAAAUUGAAACAACAGAAAUCGAUUAUAAUAAACAUUAUUAUCUGA